GCCGGGAUCACGGUCUUAUAAGACCGUGGCCGGGAUUAAAAUAUUUGGGCAAAGAUUAUUUUAAUAAAUGGAAAUAGUAGAAAUAAAAACUGAAGAUAACUGAAAUGACAUGCCAUAAACAUAACCACAAAUAAAAUCUAUGAACAUAACCACAAAAAAUGUCCUAUUUGUAUAGAUUUUAAAUGUGGGAAAUGUUCUUUAAAUUUAAAAAUGUUUAACAGUUUUAAGAACUCAAUAAAAUUAUUAUAUAGUGUAAGUAAAUAUUCUCAAAAAGUGGCACAACCGCUAAGAAGCAGAAAACAAAAAUCUUUGAGAAACUCGGUGCAAAGUUUUGUAGAUGUUAAACACGUAAGAGUAAUAGCAGGGAAUGGUGGAGACGGUUGUAUAUCAUUUUUAUCCCUGUGGAGUAAUGAAAAUGCUGGUCCCGAUGGAGGAGAUGGGGGGAAUGGUGGCCAUGUAAUAUUAGAAUCCGCACAUGAUAUUAAAGAUUUGAACUUAGUUCCAAGCAUAAUUAAGGCUGAACCAGGAGAAAAUGGAGCCAACAGAGAUUGCCAUGGGAAAAAUGCCCAAAAUUUUAAAGUGCCUGUUCCAGUUGGUACUAUAAUUAAAAACGAUAAGGGAAUAGUAGUUGGGGAUUUAUCCGAGCCUGGGUUAAUGUUUGUUGCUGCUAGAGGAGGUGCAGGAGGCAAAGGAAAUCAUUUUUUUAUAUCUGAUACAGAACAGGCUCCAAAAAUUUGUGAAUAUGGAGCAAAAGGCGAAGAUCUAGAAUACACUGUAGAAAUAAGAAGUAUGGCACAUAUGGGACUUAUUGGUCUUCCUAAUGCUGGGAAAAGUACCCUUUUAAGAGCUAUAUCUAGAGCAAGGCCAAAAGUAGCCCCUUAUCCAUUUACAACAUUAAAGCCUCAUUUAGGCAUGGUGCAAUAUGAUGAUUAUGAACAAAUCGCAAUUGCUGAUUUGCCUGGGUUAAUCCCUGAUUCACAUAAAAAUAAAGGUUUAGGAAUACAAUUUUUAAAGCAUGCUGAAAGAUGUAUGGGAUUGCUUUAUAUACUUGACAUGUCCCUUCCAGAACCUUGGAAAACUUUAAAUAUGUUAAAAUUUGAAUUGUCACAAUUUAACGAUAAACUGAACCUAAGACCGCAAAUUAUAAUAGCCAACAAAAUGGAUUUGGAGGAUUCCGAAGAAAAUUUGGAAAUUCUAAAAGAACACACUACAGAGUUGAUAAUUCCUAUUAGUGCAAAAGUGGGAACGAAUUUGGAGGAACUUUUAAUUAGGAUAAGAAUAAUUUACGAUAAAAAUAACGUUGGUGAAAGUAUAAAAUGAUUUUAUUG
This is a messenger RNA of Brassicogethes aeneus, 1328 nucleotides long. The record is from the annotation of a GenBank genome assembly. NCBI's taxonomy places the organism in Eukaryota, Metazoa, Arthropoda, Insecta, Coleoptera, Nitidulidae.